CAGUGUCGGCAGAGGUUGGUUUAGUGCGCGAGCUGCUGUAAGAGAUGAGCGCGACUUUCAGUGGUAUUAAAAAACUUUAUUACCUCCUAAACGCGCUGAGGCGCUUCUUGUUAUCUCCUUAUGUUAUACUUUCGUUUCUCGGAGUCCUACUAAAGCUCAUUUCAGUACGAGGAUGAAGAGAUGUGGCUCCUUCUCGGGUAGUCGUUCACGUCUGUUUGUUAGUGUGCGAUUUGUUCCUGGAGACAAGAAUUAACGCGCCUCACGUUAUAGGGCGUCGUCAGAGUUGGAACUGAACCUCAAGCACCAAGUUCUCUGUGGCAGCAGAUGGCAGAUUGUGUGACUAAGGUUGAACUGAGUGUCUGCUGUGAGAACUUACUGGAUAGAGAUGUCACUUCCAAAUCAGAUCCACUGUGUGCACUGCUAAUGAAUGUUGGUGGAAAUCAGUGGGUUGAAAUUGAUCGCACAGAGAGAAUUAACAACUGCCUGUCUCCAAAGUUCGCAAAGAAAUUCCUGAUAGAUUACUGCUUUGAGCAAGUCCAGAAACUGAAGUUUGGAAUUUACGAUAUAGACAAUAGAACGAUUGAUUUGAGUGAUGAUGACUUCUUGGGAGAGCUGGAAUGUACUCUGGGACAGAUUGUAUCCAGCAAAAAACUGACCAGACCUCUUGUGCUGCGAAGUAGAAGACCAGCAGGAAAAGGAACUAUCACGAUUUUUGCAGAGGAAGUGAAGGAUAGCCGGGUGGUAAACUUUGAAGCUCAAGCACGGAAUCUGGAUAAUAAGGAUUUCUUCGGGAAGUCAGAUCCUUAUUUAGAAUUCUACAAACAGACUGAAGAUGGAAGAUGGCAAAUGGUGCAUCGAACAGAGGUAAUAAAGAAUAACUUGAAUCCAAGUUGGAAACCAUUUAGAAUUCCUUUGCGGUCUCUGUGUAAUGGGGACUUAGAGAGAUCUAUCAAGGUGGAUUGUUAUGACUAUGACAAUGAUGGAUCACAUGAUCUAAUUGGUAUAUUUGAGACUAAUAUGACUAAGCUACUGGAAGCUUCCUACAAUUCACCGGCAGAGUUUGAGUGUAUUAAUCCAAAGAAGAAACAGAAAAAGAAAAAUUACAAAAACUCGGGAAUAGUGAGUUUUAAAUUUUGUCAGAUUGUGAAAGAGUACACUUUCUUGGAUUACAUCAUGGGUGGCUGUCAGCUGAACUUUACUGUCGGAAUUGACUUCACUGCAUCUAAUGGAGAUCCACGUACACCCAACUCUCUACAUUUUAUAAACCCUAAUGGAUUUAAUGAAUACCUGAUGGCCAUCUGGUCUAUUGGGACAAUCAUUCAAGACUAUGAUACAGACAAGUUAUUUCCAGCAUUUGGAUUUGGUGCACAAAUACCUCCAACCUGGCAGGUAUCGCAUGAGUUCCCACUUAACUUCAACCCUGAAAACCCAUUUUGUGGAGGAGUCCAAGGUAUAGCUGAUGCCUACCGCAACUGCCUUCCUCAAGUCAGGUUAUAUGGACCCACAAACUUCUCUCCAAUAAUAAACCAUGUGGGAAGAUUUGCAACUGUAGCAGCACAACAGCAUAAAGCCUCACAAUAUUUCAUCCUGUUGAUCAUCACAGAUGGCGUGAUAACAGAUUUAGAUGAAACAAGACAGGCCAUUGUGAAUGCUUCUAAGUUGCCAAUGUCCAUCAUUAUUGUUGGUGUUGGUGGAGCAGAUUUUAGUACCAUGGAAUUUCUGGAUGGCGAUAAUGGUGUUCUCAGAUCACCGACUGGAGAAGUGGCAAUCCGGGAUAUUGUCCAGUUUGUGCCAUUUAGAAAAUUUCAAAAUGCACCCAAAGAAGUUCUUGCACAAAGCGUACUGGCUGAAUUACCUCAGCAAGUGAUGUCCUACUUCAACACUUGCAAACUCAGUCCACCGAAUGAGCCAAGUGUUUAAAUAUCUGAAUGUUUGGUCUGAUUUCAGUCAUGAUCUACAAAUAUUGGAGUGAAAAAUGUUCAAUCCUACAGUAUUAGCCACUAAAAACUUUUAUGACAUAUUUUAUAUAAAAGUGUUUCAAAUGUAUAUGAAUCUAAAUUCAAUUACGUGUUAAUAUUUUGAAUAACCUUGAUAAAACAGUAUAAUGACAUUUGUCAAGGUUUAACUAAAUUGCAUGAUUUUACAAUAUUGUGUGAAUCAAUGCAAUAACGGUUUAUUAGCUGUCUAGUUUGUGGCAUCUCUCGCACCCUUGGUCCUUUACGUUUGCAGUUCUUUGAGUUGUACCUGUUCUGUUGAAAAGUUAUCUGUCUAUUUUAUGAAUACUAAAGGCUACUUUCUGGUUUUAAUUUUCACUCC
This is a messenger RNA of Stegostoma tigrinum, 2316 nucleotides long. Its product is annotated as copine-3-like. The transcript has 16 exons. Bases 325 to 1920 code for a protein of 531 amino acids. The record is from RefSeq and is a predicted model, not a curated record. Gene Ontology annotation, cellular component: plasma membrane. Gene Ontology annotation, biological process: ERBB2 signaling pathway; cellular response to calcium ion. Gene Ontology annotation, molecular function: calcium-dependent phospholipid binding; receptor tyrosine kinase binding. NCBI's taxonomy places the organism in Eukaryota, Metazoa, Chordata, Chondrichthyes, Orectolobiformes, Stegostomatidae.